Messenger RNA from Chlamydomonas reinhardtii, 2971 nucleotides. RefSeq lists its product as uncharacterized. The record is from RefSeq and is a predicted model, not a curated record. Lineage: Eukaryota; Viridiplantae; Chlorophyta; Chlorophyceae; Chlamydomonadales; Chlamydomonadaceae. Bases 160 to 2667 code for a protein of 835 amino acids. The transcript has 12 exons.
CAAAACCCGCGUUUCUUUGCCUCAUUUACAAAGGCAGAACACAAGUUAACGCGUCACAAAAAUUGCAUUCGUUCAAUCGUUUAUCGAGGUCUGUGCCUUAGACUUCUUAAAUAUAUCCAAUCUCUAUGGGUGUGUAAGUAGGUAGUAGUCCGCGACGCCAUGGACGUUGACAACGAGUUCGCGGCCCCAGCGCAUGCCGCUGCGGAUUCAGCUGAGCCUGUGGAGCCAGCUUUACCACCCGCAAAGAGGCUUGCUGUGCGGCCCCGAUACCUGAGCCAUGGGUGGAACCAUCCGCCUGGCAACCUCGUGGCCGUUUACAUCGAGGCCUGCGAACGCCACAAAGUCCCAGCAAACAGCGCUGUGAUCUCUCAGCUACAGCGGCGCGUGCGGCUAAUGCAGGCAGGGCCCUGGCAGCGUGUGGCGCCCUCUGGCCCCGAGGCCGACGCCCUUCUCGGCGCCACGGGUGUCUCCGCGUUCUCCAAUCACCUGGGCUCGCCGCGCAGCCGCCUGGGCGCCGCCGCCGCGGCCGCGGGCGACCCCCUGCUGGCGCAGCAGAGCAGCUACCUGUCCGCCGCCAGCGCCACCGCGGCGGAGGCACUUUCACGGCCGCGCACGGCCCUCACGUCAGCAGCCACCACCCAGGACCUGUUGGACUUGGUAGUGGGUCACGUGUACCCGCUCACCCUCAGCGCCUCGCUGCGCCCCGCCACCGCCAACGGGGGUGCCAACAGCGGCGCCCCCGCCAGCACCAGCGAGAACCACGCCGCCACGGUGUCGGCGGCGGCCAUCGCGCUGGCGGCGGGCGGCCCCGGCGGCCAGGCGCUGUAUGCCGCGCGUGCUGUGGCAGCCGUGUGCGCCCUGCUUGACCCCCGCACGCAGUGGGAGUCGCAGCUGGCGGCUGUGGGCCUGGCCCCCGACGUGCGCGUGCUGACCGAGUCGCAGUUCCACGGGCUGGUGGAGGGUGCGGCGGCGGCGCUGACGCAGGGCGAGCUGCGGCAGGCGGCGCUGGAGGUGCUGGGCCGGCCGGUGGGGCACGGCACGCUGGACGUAGAGGGGCUCUGUGGGGCGCUGUUUGACUACCUGGACGUGUGCGGAGAGGGCUUCAUCCCCGCCUCGGAGCUGCGCAAUGUGGUGGCUGCCUUCAGCCCCAGUGCGGCUGUGGACAUGUACGGACUGCUGACCCAGCACCCGCAGCUGGGCAGGCCGGCGGCGGCCCCGGUGGCCCGUGAUGAGUUCGUGUCGGUGCUGGUGGCGCUGGCGCCAGGGCUGGUGCCUGCGGGCAGCAGCGCUGGUCGGAUCCGCGAUAAAACCGAAAUCGUUAUCAACACCCUGUUGGACUCAAAGAUACGGGAGCCCUUCGGCUACGACUUUUCCCGCUGCUACCUGGGCCCGCGCGGCCUGCUGCCGGUGCUGGACGCACUGAGCACGGACGGCUCGUUCGUGUCGCUGAGCCUGGCGCACUGCGGGCUGGGCUGCAGCAGCGUGGAGCGACUGGCGGACUGGCUGGCGGGCCACCCCACGCUGACGUCUCUGGACCUGACCAACAACCUCAUCGCGGACCGCGGUGGGCUGGCGCUGGCACGGCUGCUGCAGAACAACACGCGCAUCGUGCAGCUGGGCAUCGGCAACACCAUGUUGCUGCCGCCGCGCUCCAGCCGCACCCACCACGACCAGCUGGGGCCAUCGCCGUGCGAGGACGCCGGGCCGGUGCUGGAGGCGCUCACCGCGAACUGCGCCGCGCACCGCUCCUCUCCCGCAGAGAUCGUGCGGGCGCUCCGGCAGCACGGCCCCGAGCUUCGCGCCAUGUGCUACAGCCUACUGGCCCGGCCCGUCAGCAGCAGCAGUGCCACCCGAAGCGGCGGUGGUGGCGUUAACGGCGCCAACGGCGGCAGCGAGCUCAUGGCAGCGGACGGCCGAGUGCCGCUGUCCGACCUGCGGGAGGCGCUGACGGAGGUGACGGCGGAGUGGGGCUUCACGCCGGAUGCACUGGAGGAGGUGCUGUCGCAUGAACGGCUGCUCGGCACAGCCACUGCGGGCCGCACCGCUGACGCCAGCGGCCGCUUGGGCGUCACGUACGAGGAGCUCAUGCAUUUCCUCAGCUCAGACGACCAGGUUGUACGGGUUGCCCGCGCAUUCCGCAACCACCUGGCCGAAGCCAAGCAGCUCUUCUUCCGGCUGGCGCCCGACCCCGCCACAGCCGCCGCCGUGGCUCCGGCGGGCGUGGCGGGGCCGCGCACCGCGCUCAGCACUGUGCGCCAGUCUCUAAUGGAGGCGGCGGCGGCGCCCGGCAGUGGCUGGGAUGUGAGCGAGGGUGACCUGGAGGCGGUGCUGUCGCCGGCGGUGCUGCGAAAGCACUACCGCGCAGCGGCGACGGGCUACGGCGGAGCGCUGGCGGUGGCGCCGCCGGGCGCGGUGCUGACGUCGACGGGGUUGACGGUCGGCGCGGACGGGCUAUUGGUGCCGGAGUGGCGCGUCGCGGCGGCGGCGGCGGCGGCAGCCGCUGGGGUGGGCGCGCCCGGAUCUGGGCUGGGUAGGGAUGAGGAUGAGGGCGGACUGCUGCCGGUGCCAGAGCCGUGGCAGGGGCCAGUGGCGGCAGCUGUGGCCGCGGACAUGCUCAUUAGCUGGCCUGAGCUGGCAAACACGAUCUUAUACCUGUUCAACCGGUAGCGGCUGUGCGGUACUGGGCGCGCGACCGUUGCGGAGGGGUGGGUCCUGCACGUGAUAUCAUUCCAGGAGUGGCUGGCAGCCGUGGCUGUGGGCAAUAGUCGCAAAGUCGGCAAGAUGUAAAGUGCUUGAAACUUUCGCGUGCUGAUGGCCAUUGCGCGAGCGGAGUCAAGCUGCGAUGACAUGAGAUGUUGAAUGGGCUUAAGGCCCCUUGGCUUUACUGGCUGCGCUACUCCCGGCGCAGACAGGCCAAGCGCAGGCGGGGCCUUCUGUGUUGCGACCCGGGCCCAUGUAAGCCGCAUCAGUA